Messenger RNA from Durusdinium trenchii, 1254 nucleotides. NCBI's taxonomy places the organism in Eukaryota, Dinophyceae, Suessiales, Symbiodiniaceae. The record is from the annotation of a GenBank genome assembly.
CCUCCAUCCCAUCCUGAGCCAUGGUGGGACAAAGUCCCGGGGCCAACAUGUUCUGUUUGGAGAAGCCAUGCUUGGAGGGCGGACUUGUUUUGAGCUUCUUAGAGCUUUCCAGCAUCAUUUGCCUUUGGUCGGCCGUGAUUUCAGCUACGGGCCCGCCUCUUUUGCUUGCCUGCGCCUUGAGGAAGGAGCACUGGCGCUUCCUUCCUCUAUGGCGGCACUGGCUCCAAGAUCCAGGUUCCUUGGGCCUUCAGCAGCUGGCAGCUGCAUUGGGCUUUGCAAAGGUCUUGCGCCCCAUGCGCUUGGGCACGCUGGAACUGGCCAAGUUAGCGGCGCAGCGCUGCCGUGCCAAGUUUGACGAGCUCUUGAGGCGAAGGCAGCUCUACGAUGCGGAGUUGUGCCUUGCGGGGAUUUUUGAAGUCUCCGCUCUCGCACGUGCUCAGCUAUCCCGCUGCUUGCGCCACUCCUCGCCUUGGCUGAUGCCAACGGUGGUGACGGAUGAGGGCGACUGGAGGAGUCGCUGGGUGGAGUGGAGGAGCUUCUUGGGCAGCUGCCCGUACUUCUGGCUGGAGACCAAUGAUGAGUCCUUUUGGGCAAGAGCUGAGACGUUUGGACAUGGUGAUGCCGUUGAGUUCAACACUGACGUGUCGGGCUAUGAGCUCCGUCGUUUGGUGGCAUUCCCGGCACCACAUCUCCGGCAGCUUUUCGAGGAGCUGUGCCACCCGGAGGAGGCCGAGGAGAGGUACACCAUAGCCGUUUGGAUUUCCAGCCUUGACAUCACGGUCCACAUUCACUUCCCGACUGAACAUGGGCAACCGCCAAUUCGACUGAAUUGUAUUGUACUUGGCUCCGAGUUGCAAUCCAUGACCUUCAUGGGAGGCAUGGGGCGAUUGGGAUUCGAUGCGCCCAAGAGUGGAGAGGCAGUGGUUGCGGACCGUUCUUCGUUGAUGAGACGAGCAGCUUUGGACGCCUAUGAACGCCUGGCCGACGAAGCUGAGACUUUCCAUGCCCAACACCAUUGAUGCACAGACGAGGCUCCAUGAGAUGACGGGUUGACGGCGGACUGGGCGUCCUUCAUUGCAUCUUGGUUCCUGACGCAAGGCUGGGGUAGGAGUUUGGGUCACCAGCUGCAGAACUUGCGGAACUGCUGAAGCUGGGAGAAGGUUGACGAGACAAAGCUCUGGACUCCAGGCACCGCUUUUCCUCACGCGCCACCUGGACGCGACGCCACACGGGGCUUCGCGGGUCGGUUGAAAA